AUGUUUUUAAUUUAAAAAUUUUAUAUGGUAUGAUACACACACAUAAUACACAUAGGGUAUUUAAAGUUAUUACUUUGUGGUAUUGUGUAGAGUAAAUUCUAUAAACAUGGCGAAUACUGAAGUUGACGAUUUGAUGUAUGAAGAAGAAUCAGAUGAAAGUAAUAUUAUAGUUGAUUUUGAAGGCUUGCAAGAUUCUCUAGAGGAACCUGAUACAAUUCUUCAGGUUGAUGAAGAACAAAGAGAGAAAUUAGUACGACUUCCUAUAGGCAGAGUAAGAAAUAUUAUGAAAAUGGAUCCCGACGUAAAUUUAGUUAACCAGGAGGCAGUAUUUUUAAUAGCAAAAUCAACGGAACUUUUUAUUGACUCACUUGCAAAGGAAGCCUAUAAGUAUACUGUACAAACCAAAAAACGAACAUUGCAAAAACGAGACAUUGAAAAUGCAAUUAAUAAUGUAGAUGCGCUUGUCUUUUUAGAAGAAAUGCUCGAAUGAAUUAGAAAAUGUUCUGUCAAAUUUUCUAAAUGCUAAUACAACAUAUCCUUAACAAAAAAAGAAGAAAAUCAGUCUUUAAUUUGCAAAAUUCUGAUAAUUAAUUUAAUAAAUAUAAAUAAUAGAGAUCAUGGUUUAUAUGAUAGUUACCACAAUAUUUUAAAAUCAAUAUAUAACAACAAAAAACGAUACAAUAAAAAUUUAAUAAAUUUUAAAAACAUCUGCAUUGAUAACAUACAGAGAGAAAGAGAAUUAAAUUUUGUAGAUAAUAUAUUAAAUAUAUUAAAGAAUAGGGUAUUACGAUUAUUAUUAAUAUUAAUUAAACUUAUUCUGAGUAUCUUUAAAUAAAGUAAUCAUCUUUUUAAGAAUGUUUUAAUUCCACAUCACGUUCAUUUAACAUGUAUUUAGUAAAUAUUUCUAUGUAUAGAAUAAUAUACAAAGUAAUAUUAUAUUAUACGUUAAUUCAAAUAAAGUAAAAUUUAUUAUUUUGCACUGAUUGUAAAAUAUCAUCAUAUUUAAAUCAAAUAAUUGUUCUUAAAAUCUACUAAUUACAUACCUAUGUGUUACAUAAGAAAUCUAGUAUUAGUAACUUUUCAAUGUAUUCAAUAAAUUAACUGUUUAUGUAAUCUCACAACUA
Molecule: messenger RNA, 1124 nt
Organism: Polistes canadensis
Lineage: Eukaryota; Metazoa; Arthropoda; Insecta; Hymenoptera; Vespidae
Gene: PolE4
Product: DNA polymerase epsilon subunit 4-like
Exons: 3
Coding region: 107-490 (127 amino acids)
Cellular component (GO): epsilon DNA polymerase complex; nucleus
Molecular function (GO): protein heterodimerization activity
Source: RefSeq, a predicted model, not a curated record